Wyeomyia smithii (pitcher-plant mosquito) is the source of this 3480-nucleotide messenger RNA. Its product is annotated as putative nuclease HARBI1. The coding region runs from base 1695 to 2666 and encodes 323 amino acids. The transcript has 4 exons. NCBI's taxonomy places the organism in Eukaryota, Metazoa, Arthropoda, Insecta, Diptera, Culicidae. The record is from RefSeq and is a predicted model, not a curated record.
CGAUAACACACACAUGCAAUGUUAAACGGACAGUUAUUUAUCAUCUCCCUAUGCCCGUUGGUUGUUCCAAGCUGGCGCUAAUGUUACACUUUACAGCCUGACAUCCUCUGGCACAAAUCCGAGCGGGAUGUCAGAUGAUUAUGAUUCAAGAGAGUAAGGCUGAUCCUAUAAUGAAACCGAGGCGGUGCAAAACACGUGUUUUUCACACCUGGAGAGUAAUAUAAACAAUGGGAAAUAUAUGAAACGGUUUGCUUUGUAUUCAUUAUGACAUCGGCCUAAGAUAAAGGAGAAGCGAAGCCCAAUAUCAUCGCUAACAGCCGCAGCCGAUCAGCAGGCUGUCAACAGCGCAGGCCAAACCAAACUAACUCGAAAUGAACAAACUAGGGUAUCAUUUCUGAACGAACAAAAUACGUGCGCAAGAACGAGCUGUCGUGUGCAACACAAGACGGCUUCGUUGCCUGUGUAAGCUUCAACUGAAUGUGAGCUCUAAUGAAUAGCUCAUUCAUCAGGAUGCUAGAGUAAAAAGAUAGAAUAGUCGUCAAUAUACUAUCACACCGCAGUAAUCUUCCGAACAGCCUUAUGAAGUUCUACGUCAAACUUUUGGCCGUGGCUCUGCACACAACGCUUUCUGAUCAUUAGAUUCAUACUUAUAUAGACCAUUUUACGAAACGUUUCUGAACUCAAUUCAUGAAUGAAAUUUUGACAGAAAGCUCGGAACCGCUCACAUAACGCACGUAAAAGCAACAUCAAUAUCAGCAGGAUCCGUGACACCUGUCAGUUCGUAAAAUGGUCUAUACAAGAAUCAAUAUGAGGUAUUGUUUUUUUUUAUUUUAGUUUGGUUGAUUUCGUUUCCGUAAAAUUUCAGCUGAUUAAUAUCGACGAAAGAGAAACUCAUUACAAAUAUGUCUUCGAAUGUCGAUAUUUUUUUUUAUCCUCGCUUAUAUUCCGUCGGUCUAGUUCCGCCACUGUUGAGGCCAAUUCGAAUGUCGAUAUGAAUUUUAUCUUUCAAAACGAAAUUUUUGAAAAUCAACAUUUUGUAUUAACAGUAGAUAUAAAAAUUAUCACGAAGAAGUAACCAAUCCGCUGGGUAGGAAUCACGCCUCGAAACCUAAUGAGACAAAAUUUUACGUAAAGCAUCUAAAAACCAAUGUAUUACAAGCAACGAUACUUCAAGACAAAGCCCAUGACAAAGAUGUUCUCAUAUCGAUAAAAAAAAAAUAAUUCAAACGAUUUUUAUUUGAGUUUGAGUCAUUGUUUGAAAGUAUGUGGAAUCAAUUUAGAAUAGUUCAAUUAAUUGAAUAAAGAAAACAAAUGAGAGGGACGAAGUUCGCCGGGUCAGCUAGUACAGGAUAUAAUUUAUCCGCAGUAUAUUUGCGCCUCACAUAACUGGCAUUAUUGAGUGAAAUAAUAGACGUUGUGCACCAUCACAUAAAAGGACCACUCACCGAUUCAAUCUCAACUACUCGCUAUAUUUAGGGCUGUGCAUUUACCCACGGCAAGGCGAAUCGCUUUGCGAUACUAUUCACGCUUACUAUGUUACCGUCCAUACAGUGCGGAGAGUGAUAAUAAAUAACGUUUGUUAUUGGAUUAUAUGCUAAGUGAUUAUUAACAAAUGUGUCGAUAUAUAUUUGUGGCAACAAAUCGCCUGCGAAUUUUGUAGAAGCAAUAUUCUAUAUUUUCUGGUUAUAUUCGUGAUGGAUUCUAUUAUGUUAGGAUAUAUAGCUGCGCAAGAAGACAAAAGGCAAAAUUGUAGACAGCGAAGAUGUAACCUACGGAAAAAGAGUAACGUCAUGAGUUUGUCCGCUACAGAAUUCAAAAAGAAUUUCCGAUUGAAUAAAACUGCUUUUAGAAAUGUACUGAGUGAAAUAGAAAAUGAUUUUCCUCCACAAAGACAUGGCGGGUUAUCUGUAUCAGACAAACUGGCCGCAUGCUUGAGAUUUUUUGCUGAGGGAAGCUACCAGCACGGAACAGGAAAAGACUACGACGUUGCGAUUGCGCAACCAACUUUUUCUAAAAUCCUCAGUGAAAUGCUAGACAUAUUGGAAAGAAGGAUUUGCUCGAAAUGGAUAAAUUUUGAAAUGACCGCAAAUGAAAAAUAUCAAGCAAACCGAUAUUUUUUUGAAAAGUCGAGAAUACCCGGUAUCAUUAUGUGCGUGGAUGGGACACACAUAAAAAUUAUCCCACCGAAAGUUGAUAGAAACUUAUAUUAUAAUAGGAAAGGAUUUUAUAGCCUUAACGCAAUGAUCAUGUGUGACCACACUCAACGGAUCAGAUUUAUCGAUUCCAGCUACCAGGGAUCAAAUCACGAUUCCCAUGUUUGGGGACUGAGUUCAGCUCGUGCACAUUUACGGGAUAUGCACAGAAACGGCAAUACAAAUAUUAAAAUUUUAGGUGAUGCUGGGUACCCUUCCGAACCGUGGUUGAUAACACCAUACCGAGCGCCAGAACCAGGAAGCCCCGAAAGUGAUUUUAAUUCUAGGCACAGCUUGGGUAGAGGCAUCAUUGAAAGAACCAUUGGUGUCUUGAAAAAUCGCUUCCGGUGCAUUCUUGGUUCUCGGCAGCUCCAUUAUGCUCCAGCUAAAGCGGCUAAAAUUGUGAAUGUCUGCUGUGCGCUGCACAACGUUUGUUCGAGCUACAUGGAAGAAAACGAUCUCGAGGAUGUUUGAAAUGUUUAGUGUUCUAAAUGUAACAUGUUUGUGAUGUAUUUACUACACUUAGGCUAACUAGACGGCACAGCAACGUUUUUUGACUAUUCUAAUCGUCCAGUCUUUAAAAAAAGUGACCAGAUUUUGGCACUCAUUUUAAAACAAUUCCUAUUUGUGACACUCGUAGAAAUGCAGUAGAACUUGCGGUCUAUAAACAAAACGAGCAUCAUCAUCCUUUUCCUUCCCAAGUAGUGCAGCCGACGUCGUUAUUGGUCAGUGCAGCGGUCCAGAAACGAAAUUUAUAGGGAAUUUUAGAUAUAGAGCUCGAUAGCAAAGUUUUAGAGAAAAACUUUCUUCAACAAAGUUGUUACUUAUGAUAAAGCGCUUAUUGAAAAAUGAUUAAAAAUUGGGGUGACCCAAAUUUUCGAUUAAAUCAAAUAUCUAACUUUUUUAUGGAUAGAAGUUGUUUUACGAUGUUUUAGCUGCUUUAAUUCUAAACAGUGAAAGCACACCGAUUUCUUUUUUUCGUAUUAUUUCUUGAAACGAGAAAAAUAUACGUUGAUUUGAUCCAAAAAGAUAAAAAAUCAAUCACCUGGUUCAAAAAUUAUGUUGUUUUUAGAAUAAAAUACAAUGAAUAAAGCUGUUUUUAUUAGGAUCACCCUAUUUCGGAGCUGGUCACUCUGACGACUUAAUGAAAAAAUACGGCGGUUUGGUUAUUUUCAUCGAAAAUCCAUGUCUGCAAUUUUGACCACAAUUGAAGCCCUUUGGAUGACCAACACUCUUGGGAGAUAAACCGAAGUGCUUCACGCCAGAACCGUAACUAGAUAUAUAUAAU